Pan troglodytes (chimpanzee) is the source of this 3856-nucleotide messenger RNA. RefSeq names its product zinc finger protein 479 (gene ZNF479). Lineage: Eukaryota; Metazoa; Chordata; Mammalia; Primates; Hominidae. The coding region runs from base 149 to 1687 and encodes 512 amino acids. The transcript has 4 exons. Gene Ontology annotation, biological process: regulation of transcription by RNA polymerase II. Gene Ontology annotation, molecular function: DNA-binding transcription factor activity, RNA polymerase II-specific; RNA polymerase II cis-regulatory region sequence-specific DNA binding. The record is from RefSeq and is a predicted model, not a curated record.
CUUCGUGUUUUUCUGCGUCCAGAGCUGCAGUUCUUCUCUUCACUGCUCUGUGUCCUCUGCUCCUAGAGGCCAAGCCUAUGUGUCCUUGUGUCCUGCAGGUAUCUGCAGAUUUGUGGCUAAAAGACCGGGACCCCCUGGAAGCCGGGAAAUGGGACCGUUGACAUUCAGAGACAUAGCUAUAGAAUUCUCUCUGGAGGAAUGGCAAUGCCUGGAUUGUGCUCAGCGGAAUUUAUAUAGAGAUGUGAUGUUAGAGAACUACAGAAACCUGGUCUCCCUGGGUAUUGCUGUCUCUAAGCCAGACUUGAUCACCUGUCUGGAGCAAAAUAAAGAGUCCCAGAAUAUAAAGAGAAAUGAGAUGGUAGCCAAACACCCAGUUACACAUUCCCAUUUCAUCCAAGACCUUCAGCCAGAGCAGGGCAUCAAAGAUUCACUCCAAAAAGUAAUACCGAGAACAUAUGGAAAAUGUGGACAUGAGAAAUUACAAUUUAAAAAAUGCUGUAAAAGUGUGGGUGAAUGUGAGGUGCACAAAGGAGGUUAUAGUGAAGUUAACCAAUGUUUGUCAACUACCCAAAACAAAAUAUUUCAGACUCAUAAAUAUGUCAAAGUCUUUGGUAAAUUUUCAAAUUCCAAUAGAGAUAAAACAAGAUAUACUGGAAAGAAACAUUUCAAAUGUAACAAAUAUGGCAAAUCAUUUUGCAUGCUUUCACACCUAAAUCAACAUCAGGUAAUUCAUACUAGGGAGAAGUCCUACAAAUGCAAAGAAUGUGGCAAAUCCUUUAACUGCUCCUCAAACCAUACUACACAUAAAAUAAUUCAUACUGGAGAGAAACCAUAUAGAUGUGAGGAAUGUGGCAAAGCCUUUAGCUGGUCUGCAAACCUUACUAGACAUAAGAGAACUCAUACUGGAGAGAGACCCUACACAUGUGAAGAAUGUGGCCAAGCCUUUAGGCGCUCCUCAGCACUUACUAACCACAAGAGAAUUCAUACUGGAGAGAGACCCUACAAAUGUGAAGAAUGUGGCAAAGCCUUUAGCGUAUCCUCAACCCUCACUGACCACAAGAGAAUUCAUACUGGAGAGAAACCCUGCAGGUGUGAGGAAUGUGGCAAAGCCUUUAGCUGGUCCUCAAACCUUACUAGACAUAAGAGAAUUCAUACUAGAGAGAAACCCUAUGCCUGUGAAGAAUGUGGCCAAGCCUUUAGCUUAUCCUCGAACCUUACUAGACAUAAGAGAGUUCAUACUGGAGAGAAACCCUACACAUGUGAAGAAUGUGGCCAAGACUUUAGGCGCUCCUCAGCACUUACUAUCCACAAGAGAAUUCAUACUGGAGAGAGACCCUACAAAUGUGAAGAGUGUGGCAAAGUCUUUAGCUUAUCCUCAACCCUCACAGACCACAAGAGAAUUCAUUCUGGAGAGAGACCCUACAAAUGUGAAGAAUGUGGCAAAGCCUUUAGCUUAUCCUCAACCCUCACUGACCACAAGAGAAUUCACACUGGAGAGAGACCCUACACAUGUGAAGAAUGUGGCAAAGCCUUUAAUUGCUCCUCAACCCUUAUGCAACAUAAGAGAAUUCAUACUGGAGAGAAACCCUACAAAUGUGAAGAAUGUGACCAAGCUUUUAAGUGGCAUUCAAGUCUUGCUAAACAUAAGAUAAUUCACACUGGAGAGAAACCCUACAAAUGUGAAUAAUGUGGCAAAGUCCACCCUCAGGCCUUAUAAUGCAUAAAAUAAUUUACACUGGAAAAAAACACUACAAAUGUAGAGAAUGUGGCCAAGCCUUUAACCAGUUCCAAACCUUAAUUGAACGUAAGAGAAUUCAUAUUGGACAGAAAUUUUAUAAAUGUAAAAAAAUGUAACAAAGCCUUUAACCAACCCUCAAACCUUAAUAAACCCAAGAGAAUUUAUUUUAAAAAAAUUUUUUUGAGUUGGAGUCUCCCUGUGUCACCCAGGCUGGAGUGCAGUGGCAUGAUCGCAGCUCACCGUAACCUCUGCCUUCCAGGUUCAAGCGAUUCUCCUGCCUCAGCCUCCUGAGUAGCUGGGAUUACAGGCGUGUGCCACCACACUGGCUGAUUUGUGUAUUUUUAGUAGAGAUAGAGUUUCACCAUGUUGGCCAGGCUGGUCUUGAACUCCUGACCUCAGGUGAUCCACCUUUGUCAGCCUCCCAAAGCCUAAGAGAACUUACAUUACAGAGACCCUAGAAACAUAAAAAAAGUGACAAAACCUUUAAGCACAUCUCAGGCCUUACAUAAUAUCUGAUCAUUCAUUCUAGAGAGAAACUCUACAAAAGCAAAGAAUGUGGUAAAGCUGUUAACUAGUCUUGAACCCUUAUUAUACAUAAGAGAAUUAAUACUGAAGAGAAACCCUGCAAUAAGCAAUAUGGUAAUGUCUUUCAAAAGUCCUCAAACCUGAAUAAAUGUAAGAUAAUUGAUAUUGGAGAGAAACCCUGCAAUUGUAGAAAAAAAUGUGGCAAACCCUUUAACUGGUUCUCCAUGCUUACUCACUAAAACAUUUUAUACUGGAGAGAAACUCUGCUUACAUAAAAAUGUGACAGAGCAUUUAAGCACACCUCAAACUUUUCUAAAAAAGAGAAAUCAUUCUGGUGAGAGACUCUAGAAAUGUGUUAAAUGUGGCAAGGACUUUAAAUGGUAGUCACACGUUAUGGUAGGUAAGAUAGUCUAUACUGAAGAAGACUCCUACAAAUAUGAAGAAUGUGGCAAAACUUUUAACAAAUUCUCACACCUUAUGGUACAGGAAAGCAUUUAUACUAGAGAAAAAUUGUACAAAUACAAAGAAUGUGAAAAACCAUUAAUAUCAGGUCACAUCUUACUCAAUAUCAGAAAGUUUAUACUUAAUAAAGGGAUUAUAGGUCAGGUGUGUUGGCUCAUGCCUAUAAUUCCAGCACUUUGGGAGGCCAAGGUCGGUGGAUCAUGAGGUCAUGAGUUCAAGACCAGCCUGGCCAACAUGUUGAAACUCCAUCUCUACUAAAAAUAGAAAAACUAGCUGGGUGUGGUGGCGUGCACCUGUAAUCCCAGCUACUCGGCAGGCAGAGGUAGGAGAAUUGCUUGAACCGGGGAGGCAGAGGUUGCAGUGAGCUGAGAUAGAGCCACUACACUACAGCCUGGGUGACAGAGCAAGACUCCGUCUCAAAAAAAAAUUAUAAAUGUGAUUACUGUAAAAAGACCUUUUGGAAAAUAUAGGCCUUUAAAGUAAAGACCAGUUAUUCUGAAGACAAACAUACAAACUUAAAGAGGAUUGCUGUACUUUUACUUCCAUUACAGAUUUUAUUGUACACAUUUUAUAUUAAAGGAAAAAUUUGAAGAUCUGAGAAGAUGCUCAAACUUUGUUGAACAUUAGAGAAUUUAUAUUGGAGAGAAAGUCUAAACAUGUAAUGAAUGUGAAAAACAUUUGUUCAAAACCUACAGCUUAGAAAACACCAGUUUGUACUAAAUAUUUUUGCAGAACCAGUAAAUGGGGAAAACAUAUUAAAUCAAAAAUUAAGUCUAUAUAAACAUCUGAGGGGUCACAGUAGAAAGAAUGAAGGCACUGAAACUUCAUACAUUACACUAAAUCAGAGGGUUGAGUGUAAAAGAGAUCCAAAGCUAACACCAUAUACAUGUUAAAGAAGUAGUUUUUUUCGAGAUUCAUAAUUACCUUCGAGGUAUGCUUCUUUCUUCUAUAAAAAAAUAGUUUCUGAAAAGCAAAUAAUAAUGUAACUCAAGUCUCAGAUUCCGUCAUGUUGACUCUUCCCAUUGUUUGUGAAAGUAUUUGAUCAGUUUUUUCAUCAGAGAUAGGAGAGAUUGUUUUUUAUCAAUUGUACGUUUAUGUAAUAAAAUGCAAUAAAUUUAAAAAUUUUUUAAA